GCCUCAGGAAGAAGAACCUGUCCCCAGGAGCUGUGGAAUCCGACGUCAGGGGGAUAACUGGGGUGGAUUUGUUCGGGACGACAGACGCGGUGGUGAAGCACGUCCUGGAGGGCCACGACCGUGGGGUGAACUGGGCUGCCUUCCACCCCACCAUGCCCCUCAUUGUGUCAGGGGCUGAUGACAGACAAGUGAAGAUCUGGCGGAUGAAUGAAUCAAAGGCCUGGGAGGUUGACACGUGCCGUGGGCACUACAACAAUGUCUCCUGUGCUGUCUUCCACCCACGGCAGGAGCUCAUCCUCAGCAACUCUGAAGACAAGAGCAUCCGUGUCUGGGACAUGUCCAAGCGCACGGGGGUCCAGACCUUCCGGCGGGACCACGAUCGCUUCUGGGUGUUGGCUGCUCAUCCCAACCUCAACCUCUUUGCUGCAGGGCACGACGGGGGCAUGAUUGUCUUCAAGCUGGAGCGGGAGCGCCCCGCCUACGCCGUGCACGGGAACCUGCUCUACUACGUCAAGGACAGGUUCCUCCGCCAGCUGGACUUCAACAGCUCCAAGGAUGUUGCUGUCAUGCAGCUGAGGAGUGGUUCCAAGUUCCCCGUGUUCAGCAUGUCCUACAACCCGGCCGAGAACGCCGUGCUGCUCUGCACUAGAGCCAGCAACUUGGAGAACAGCACCUACGACCUCUACACCAUUCCCAAGGACGCCGACUCCCAGAAUCCUGACGCCCCCGAAGGGAAACGUUCCUCUGGGCUGACAGCAGUGUGGGUCGCUCGGAACCGUUUCGCCGUCCUGGAUCGGAUGCACUCGAUCCUCAUCAAAAACCUGAAGAAUGAGAUCACAAAGAAGGUGCAGGUGCCCAACUGUGAUGAGAUCUUCUACGCUGGCACAGGGAACCUGCUGCUGAGGGACUCAGACUCCAUCACCCUCUUUGAUGUCCAGCAGAAGCGCACGUUGGCCUCGGUGAAGAUCUCCAAGGUGAAAUAUGUCAUCUGGUCAGCUGACAUGUCCCACGUUGCUCUGCUGGCCAAGCAUGCCAUCAUGAUCUGCAACAGGAAGCUGGAAUCACUCUGUAACAUCCACGAGAACAUCCGAGUGAAGAGCGGGGCCUGGGAUGAGAGUGGAGUUUUCAUCUACACCACCAGCAACCACAUCAAAUAUGCUGUCACCACGGG
Molecule: messenger RNA, 1171 nt
Organism: Merops nubicus (carmine bee-eater)
Lineage: Eukaryota; Metazoa; Chordata; Aves; Coraciiformes; Meropidae
Product: coatomer subunit alpha-like
Exons: 11
Biological process (GO): retrograde vesicle-mediated transport, Golgi to endoplasmic reticulum; endoplasmic reticulum to Golgi vesicle-mediated transport; intracellular protein transport
Cellular component (GO): COPI vesicle coat
Molecular function (GO): protein binding; structural molecule activity
Source: RefSeq, a predicted model, not a curated record